CCGAGCUUCACCAUCUACUGCAGCUCUCUCUCGCUCUCUCUCCCUACUACUACUACCAGAGCUUCUUCCCACACAUCCUCUCUAAAAGCAUGGCGUCUGUGGCGGUGGCUAGGUUUAGUGGCGCGUUGAGGUCGGGAGCCGCCGUGCGGACCAUGCGCGCGUUCACGGGGCCUUCUCCGUCUCUGGCAAGAACGGGGUGGCUCGCGGCGGGCGCGGGGAACAAGCGUUGCAUGUCGACGGUCUACGCGGAGUCGCACGAGUACCUCACAGUGGAGGGGGACACCGCGAAGGUGGGCAUCACGGCCUUCGCCGCCAAGGCUCUGGGAGACGUGGUUUUCGUAGAUCUCCCCGAAGUGGGCGACGAGCUCGAGGCCGGGGAUUCGUUCGGGUCGGUGGAGUCGGUGAAGGCUGCCAGCGAUGUGUACUCUCCGGCCAGUGGGGAGGUGCUGGAGGUUAACGAGGCGUUGACGGAGAGUCCUGGCAUCCUAAACGAAGACCCCAUGGGCAAGGGCUGGUUCAUCAAGAUCAAAAUGACGGAGCCCGCCCCCGACACGCUUAUGGACCCCGCGGCCUACGAAACUCACUGCGAGGACUCGGCGUAGACAAGAGCUGCCAUAGGGGUGUCACGAACCACGCAGCAAAUGACAAAGGAUGUGUUAUUAAUGGCACUGCUCGAGGGCCAUCGUAGGGAGGGGGUAGAAAGCAUGAUUUCUUUUCAGGAAUCGCGUCUUGACUUGGUGCGGUGCUGCUGUCGGAGAAGCCAAUCAGGGCGAGCCUUUGUACGUCCCCGCAGGGGGCGGAAGAGGCAACAUGUGUAUAUUUCUUCGAAGGAAGUGAGGGUAGAGAAGUUGGUUGUCGGCGAAGUACUUCGAAACAGUGUUUGUUGAAACAUUGAACGUUGCGCACAAAGCGCGUGUAGGAAACAGCCCCAACGCCCAUCAACAUCGAUGUGUCGUCGUGAUUGAUUUCUGACCCUCAGGUGCCCAGAUCUUUGCCUGUUUGUGAUGGAAAGUGAUGUAUCUUUCAAGGUAUCGCUCGUGCUGAAGCUUACAUCUGCGGCUACGCCGAAGCAGUUGUUUAGGAAAGUCGUUGCUGAUGAUGGCAAUUUUUUGUGUGCCGGUGGUGGAAGGACAACAUAUUUUCUUUUUUUUAUUUUUUUGAAUGGAGCGCGUCGAACACUCAGGAAACUGAAGCGUCGCUCUCUCAUUCCGCUUUUUGUCUUGCGGAACGUGUCCUCUCAUGGGAUGUUGGCUACCCGCAUCUUUGAUGAGGGCAUGCCGUCCUUUUACCGCCAAGGCAUUUCUAGGCGUGCGAAAUCCUGCUUGCCUCUUGUUUUACCCGUGGCCGGAAGCGGGACAAUGUGGUUGAAUACCGUCGCUCACUGGGUUUGAUGAUCUGUGGCCGAGGCCGGGAGGUUAACCAGAAUGUAUCGCUGACGUCGGCGGUC
Messenger RNA from Ectocarpus siliculosus, 1447 nucleotides. The record is from the annotation of a GenBank genome assembly. NCBI's taxonomy places the organism in Eukaryota, Phaeophyceae, Ectocarpales, Ectocarpaceae.